Messenger RNA from Drosophila ananassae, 1812 nucleotides. It is a transcript of the gene Cyp6t3, whose product is annotated as probable cytochrome P450 6t3. The record is from RefSeq and is a predicted model, not a curated record. The transcript is spliced from 3 exons. Gene Ontology annotation, biological process: response to DDT; insecticide catabolic process. Lineage: Eukaryota; Metazoa; Arthropoda; Insecta; Diptera; Drosophilidae. Gene Ontology annotation, molecular function: oxidoreductase activity, acting on paired donors, with incorporation or reduction of molecular oxygen; heme binding; iron ion binding.
AAUUUUUUAAAUGACAAAACACGCAACAUCUCCGGCUUAGUACUCGUUCAGAUUUGGUUGGAUACUCUGCUCUCGAAAAUCCCGAAACUUUCCAUUAAACUUCAUACCCGUCAAUUACAAUGAUGUUCCUCUGCCUGAUGCUAUUCACAAUUCUGGCCAUACACCUUUGGCUGCGUCAGAAGUACGACUACUUUAGAAGACAUGGGAUUCCACAUCUACCCAUUUCCGGUUGGUCUCCUCUGGGUCACCUCGGGAAGCUGCUCUUCUUACGCAUUUCCUUUGGAGAUCUCUUCCACGAAAUCCACUCGGAUCCACGAUGUGGAAAAGCCAAAAUAGUUGGCUUCUUUGUAUUCCAGACUCCGGCUCUGAUGAUUCGGGAUCCGGAGCUGAUUCGUCUGGUGCUGAUAAAGAACUUUAAUAGUUUCCUGAAUCGUUACGAGGCGGCGGACGCUGGAGAUUUUAUGGGUGCGUUGACUCUGCCACUGGCCAAGUAUCACAACUGGAAGGAGAGCCGUCAGUGCAUGUCCCAGCUCUUCACGAGUGGUCGCCUGAGGGAGGUAAUGUAUCCCCAAAUGGUUCGAGUGGCUGACGAUCUGGAGCACUACCUGGAUCGCAAAAUGGGACAUCGUUCGGAGAAAGUUCUGCCGCUCGGCAAGAUGUGCCAGCUUUAUACCACAGAUGUCACAGGCAAUCUCUUCUACAGCCAGGAUGUGGGUGGACUGCGUCAGGGGCGAUCUCCUCUACUCAAAAAGACCAAGGAACUGUUUAAUCCUAAUAUACGCAAGGUCGUGGACUUUAUGACCAUUUUCUUCCUACCAAAGUGGGCAAAUCUUCUGGGAGCCAAAGUUUUCAGCGAGGAUUAUGGACAGUUCAUGAGGAAGCUAGUGGAUGAGCAUCAGGAAACGAGGAUGGGGGAUCUGAUCAACCAGCUGCAAAACUUCCAGCUGUCGCGCUCUUCUGACCACUACUCUCAGCAUCCAGAUUUCAUAGCCUCCCAGGCGGGGAUCAUUCUCUUGGCUGGAUUCGAAACAUCCUCGGCGCUGCUGGGAUUUACUCUUUAUGAACUAGCCAAGGCUCCGGAGCUCCAAGAGCGGCUAAGGAGCGAACUUAGCGAUGCCUUCUUGACUAGCUCCCACCUCAGCUACGAGACACUUAUGACUCUACCCUACCUAAAAAUGGUGUGUCUGGAGGCACUGCGUCUCUAUCCAGCCGCUGCAUUUAUUAACAGGGAGUGCACAAGUCCGGAUAAAGAAGGCUUCUCCCUGCAGCCGCAUGUGGACGUUGUGGUGCCACCUGGAAUGCCGGCGUAUAUCUCAAUCUUAGGCUUACACCGUGACGAACUGUACUGACCCGAUCCCUGUCGGUUUAAUCCCGAACGCUUUUCUCCAGAAAGAGUAAUGGACAUAAAACCCAUGACCUAUAUCCCAUUUGGAGCUGGGCCACAUGGCUGCAUUGGCAGUCGCCUGGGCCUCCUGCAGUUGAAACUGGGGAUCGCUCACAUAUUGAAAUUGUACAGGGUGGAGAUGUGCUCCCGGACAGUGAAAGAAAUCCGAUUCAAUCCCAAAACCUUUAUGCUGGAGUCCCGGGAUGAAAUAUACCUUAGGUUCUGCAGGGAAUAGAGUAGUAGUUUGGCUAACUGGUGGAUAACAAAAACGAUAUAUAAUCCUUCAACAAAAAGUUCCUAAUUAAGAGAUCUCAUCAGAAACAUAGUAUUCUUUUAAAUCAAAUCCUUUAUAGUUCGUAGUUAAUAUAUUAUAAUUACAAAUGGUGUCUUUGAGUCCCAUCUUAUAUUAUCGUAAACCGUUUUUAAAA